AUGAAUGUCAACCGCGGAGAUUUGGCAGUUCUCAACUAUGAUGAUCGAAGUGUUGAUAUACUUCUUGGUAAUGGAAAAAAUGACUAUGAGACUGAAUACUAUUAUACGACAGAUGCUGCACCAAAUUCUGUGUUUAAUGUUGAUCUAAACCAUGAUGGACUCAUGGAUAUUGUAGUAACGAAUGGAGACGAUGACAGCAUUAGCGUCCUACUUGAUAAUGACGACAAAACAUUUCAGACUUCGAUCGAAUAUUUAGUCGGUGACAAUCCAAUGUCAGUGACAGGCGGUGAUUUCGACAACGAUACGCUAACAGAUAUAUUAGUAGCGAACUCUGAUGACGAUACGGUUAGCUUGGUGUUGGGCGAUGAGGAAGGCACAUUUUCUGAUAUUCAAAUUGCUUUUGACGUUGGCUCAAAACCUGUCUAUAUCAUAUCAGAUGAUUUUAAUCAGGAUGGAAAACUAGACUGGGCAGUUAUCAAUCAAGAUGAUAACACUGUCAGCGUAGCAAUUGGAUAUGGAAAUGCAACUUUUGAAAAUCUACGGACUUAUAACGUUGGUGCGACACCAGUCUCUAUGAUAUAUCAGGAUUUUAAUAAAGAUGGUAAAGUAGAUUUGGUAGUGGUAAACUAUGGCGAUAAUAGUAUUAGUGUGCUGCUGGGUAAUGGUGAUGGGACGUUUCAGGCUCAAAUUGCUUACGGAGUUGGUAUGAGUCCAAGUGCUGCAGUGGCAGCUGAUUUCAAUAAUGAUAACAAGAUGGAUUUAGCUUUAACGUUUUCGAAUGAAUCUUUCAUUGGUGUGUCAUAUGGAAAUGGUGAUGGAAGCUUUCAGAGACCUAUAAAAUAUAAGGUUGGUACUUCACCAAGUGCUAUGAGAGCAGAUGAUUUUAACGACGAUGGUAGAAUAGAUCUGGUAGUAGCAAAUUCUGGAGAACACACGUUCAGUAUGUUGAUUAACGGUGUUGAUGGAACAUUUCAAGAUCAAAUUAAAUAUGCUACUGGUGCGAAUCCGGUAGCGAUAACUUCAGCUGAUUAUGAUAACGAUAAAAUAAUCGAUGUGUUGGUGGUCAAUAAGGGAGAUAAUAGUGUCUCCUUGCUACUAGGUAAUGGAGAUGGAACCUGUCGUGGUCGAAUGCCGCACAGGCUCGAGAAGAUAGCCGAUUCGAUGGCAACAGGUGAUUUCAAUAAUGAUACGAAAUUAGAUCUGGUAUUAACUAAUACAAUUGAUCACAGUAUUACUCUACUUCUUGGUAGUGGAUAUGGUACCUUCCAAUUUGAAAUAAUAUAUAAGAUUCAUUCCCCACCGACCUUCGUAGUAGUCUAUGAUUUGAAUAAUGACACGAUGGUAGAUCUGGUUCUUGUCAAUCAGCACAACGACACCAUCACUUUGCUGUUGGGUAAUGGAGAUGGAACCUUUCAAAAUGGAACAAAGUUCAUGACUGCUAGUCGACCGAGUUCUGUAGUUGUAGGUGAUUUCAACAAUGAUAACAAACCAGAUCUAGCAGUCACCAACUUAGGCGCUCACAAUAUUAUUGUUCUAUUGGGAUAUGACAAUGGUACUUUCCAGACUAAUACAACGUUUAAGUGUGGUGCUAGCCCUACUUUUGUGAUAUCAGUUGAUUUAAAUCGUGACCAGAUCAUGGAUCUCGUAGUGACCAAUCUAGGUGACCAUACGAUUAGUAUUUUAUUUGGCUGGGGAAAUGGAGAUUUUCAAGCUCAAAUAAAAUACGAAGUUGAUAGGGAACCAAAUCAUGUAAUGUCAGGCGAUUUUAAUAAUGACAAUAAAAUGGAUUUAGCAGUGCUCGGUCGACUUUCGAAUCAUAUGGAUGUAUUGUUUGGUGAUGGAAAUAUGACAUUUCCGAUUCGAAAACGGUAUGGAACAAGUAGUAGUCCAGGUCCAGCCGUAGCCUAUGAUUUCAACAAAGAUGAAAAAAUCGAUAUUGCUGUGCUGAACAAACUUUCUAACCUAUUAUAUAUUUUCUUAAACGAGUGCUCAUAA
Rotaria sp. Silwood1 is the source of this 1995-nucleotide messenger RNA. Lineage: Eukaryota; Metazoa; Rotifera; Eurotatoria; Philodinida; Philodinidae. The record is from the annotation of a GenBank genome assembly.